Ylistrum balloti is the source of this 1287-nucleotide messenger RNA. RefSeq lists its product as uncharacterized. Lineage: Eukaryota; Metazoa; Mollusca; Bivalvia; Pectinida; Pectinidae. The record is from RefSeq and is a predicted model, not a curated record. Bases 1 to 1287 code for a protein of 428 amino acids. The transcript has a single exon.
AUGGAAAGAGACACAAAGUUUACACGAAGGAGUCUAUUGAGUAUCAUGAGUUCGGUGUAUGACCCAUUAGGUAUUGUUGCGCCAUUUGUUCUUCAGGCAAAGAAGAUUUUUCAAUCAGAAUCUAAGAUGAAUAAAGGCUGGGAUGAUGACAUGGAGGCAAGGAUUAAACAUUCUUGGCUAAAAUGGUUACAGGAACUGCCAAAACUUCAGGAACUGAAGGUAGAUCGAUGUAUUUUGCCAGUGAACUUUGGUUGCAAUGUGAAGCUGGAGUUACAUCAUUUUUAUGAUGCGUCACAGGAGGCUUACAGAGCUGUAUCGUUCAUCAGAGCUUUGAAUGAGGAUGGCGAAAUUCAUUGCGCAUUUGUUACUGGAAAGUCUAAAUUGGCGCCGACAAAACAAAUGUAUAUUCCUAGACUAGAACUAUCAGCCGCAGUGAUAGCAGUGAAACCUAGUAGCAUUUUGAACGAGGAGUUGAAUCUUGACAUCUCCAGAAAUGUAUUGUGGACAGAAAGCAUGAUAGUAUUACAAUAUAUCAAGAACAAGGACAAGAUAUUCCAUACUUUUGUCACGAACCGUAUCGCUAUUAUACAUGAUGGAUCUACUCUGGAUUGCUGGAGAUAUAUCGAUACAAAAUUGAAUACUGCGGAUGAUGCUUCUAGGGGAUUUCACGUAUUGGAGAUGGUUUCUCGACAACGUUGGUUACAGGGUCCGAUAUUUUUACGUGAUAGUGAGGACGACUGGCCGAAAUCGCCUACAGAUUAUCAGGAUUCUUUGACUGAUGACAAGAAAGUUAAAGCAACUGUACAAUUAUACACUGCUGAAUCCGAAUCUGAAAAUGAAUUGGUCAACAAGCUAUUGGCUUACCACUCAUCUUGGUAUCGGUUAAAAGGGGCAAUCGCCUGGCUACUUAAGUACAAGGACUGGGUUAGGAAGCGUACCGUAUCGAUAACACUUGAUUCGGAUGACAUGAUCAGAUCAGAGAAAGCAAUUAUUGCGUACGUUCAAAGGACAGAUUUUGGAAAUGAAAUGGAGACUCUGAAAGCGCAUCAUGGAAAAGUUAGCAAGAAAAGCGUGCUUUACAAUUUGGAACCAGUUAUUGAUGACGACGGUUUUCUCCAUGUUGGAGGAAGAUUGCUUAAUGCACCAAUUUCUGAGGAAGCGAAACAUCCACUUAUACUUCCUAAGGAUCAUCAUAUUUCUAAACUGAUCGUUCGCAACAUUUAUGAAAUUGAAACUAGACAUUCUGGAAGGGAAUAUGUACUUUCAGUUAUCAGACAGAAAUACUAG